Molecule: messenger RNA, 258 nt
Organism: Cotesia congregata
Lineage: Eukaryota; Metazoa; Arthropoda; Insecta; Hymenoptera; Braconidae
Source: the annotation of a GenBank genome assembly
AUGGGUGAGAGAUAUAACAUACACAGUCAAUUGGAGCAUCUUCAGUCUAAGUACAUAGGAACUGGACAUGCUGACACAACAAAAUUCGAGUGGCUAGUCAACCAACACCGGGACUCAUGUAGCUCGUUCAUGGGGCACUAUGACCUUUUAAGUUUCUUUGCAAUUGCUGAGAAUGAGUCCAAAGCCCGGGUGCGGUUUAAUUUGAUGGAAAAAAUGCUCCAACCUUGUGGACCUCCUCCGGAAAAACCAGAAGACUAA